Molecule: messenger RNA, 495 nt
Organism: Aspergillus novofumigatus IBT 16806
Lineage: Eukaryota; Fungi; Ascomycota; Eurotiomycetes; Eurotiales; Aspergillaceae
Exons: 2
Coding region: 130-435 (101 amino acids)
Source: RefSeq, a predicted model, not a curated record
GCCGCAGGUCCGCCAGGCGCUAUCGAUACCAUCAACCAUCGAAUCCACCCAAAAUGAGAUGAGGAGGCACUUCGCCUAACUAAUGGACGAGGUGUUGAUGUUGUAGUAGAGACCGUAGGCUCCCCCUCGAUGGCCCAGAGUCUUUCUUCUCUCGCGGUGAAAGGAACUAUUUCUAUGGUCGGAUUCUUGGGAGGGUUUAAUGUGGAUCCCUUCCCUGACACCAUAACCCCGGUCCUGUUGAAGAGUGCCACUAUAAGGGGUAUUCGUGUUGGUUCUAAGAUUGACCAACAGAACUUGUAUGACUUUCUGUCGGACAAGCAAAUCAGCUUGAGGCCAAUCCUGGAUCAUGUGGCCUUCUCUUUCGAGAACUCCCAAGCUGCUUUCGAUCACCUUUAUGAUAGUAACCACGUCGGCAAGGCUGUUAUCAGAAUGUAGGGGGAAAUGCCAAUAAAGGUAGUGGUAUCUCGCUGGCGCCGGAGCUCCACCUAUUCUACA